GCUAGAUCUCAGAGCUGCGUGUGAUUCAUUUAUCCUCCCCGACAAGAUGAAAACUUGCCUUUGCUGAGACGCUGCUCUUAAUUUCAACAUAAACCAAAGCAUUCCUGCAGUCAUGCUGUUUGCACAGACUCAGUGGACAUUGAUGUGUUUCCUCCUGCACAUAACAGCGGUUAUAGGGCUACAAAGCAGAAUCUGUGCUUUAAAAGGUUCAUCAGUGGAUCUGCCGUGCUCCGCUCAACAUGCCACCUCAAACAUAAGCUGGUACACUGUACACACAAAAGGCUCCGAGAAUGUCCUGACAGAGCUCUCUGCGGAUGGAAACAAUGGAACAUACGGCAUGGCGAAAGACAAUAACUUUACUCUGACAAUCAAAGUUUUGAGAGAAAGAGAUGCAAAGUCUUACUGCUGCAAAGAAAGUACAGAGAACCCACAAUCCUGCUUGAACAACCAAACUGAGCUCCAUGUUUCAGAGCUGCAGGUAAAGGUGAUUCCUGGCACAGAGGGACAGACAGUAACACUGAUGUGCAGCAGCAGCUGUCCUCUGACUGAAAAGCCUGCAGCCUACAUCUGGUACAAGAACAGAGAGUUUCUCUAUGAGGACUGGUCUCCCUGGUACAGAGAGCUGCUCAGCAGUGAGGAAGCAGUCACAUACUCCUGUGCUGUCAAAGGCUACGAGGAUCUCAGAGCCCCUGAAGUCUCCGUGGAUUCUGUAACUAAAACCUGUUUCAGUGUAACUUACACUGAAAGCAGCAUGUGUUCUCAGAAGCUGAAAUCAAAGGACCAGUUCUGCUCCAUCACAUAUCCAACAGAUUUGCAGGUUCAAAUGACUUUUGUCAGGAACUUUGUCAUUCUGACCUGUAACACCGGCUGCCCUGUGGGUGAUGCUCACACUGCAUAUAAGUGGUACUGGAACAGAAAGUUAUACAGUGACUGCGAGCGUCAAGACAUUACAAUAAUCAAACCCAAAGCAGACUUCUUCUCCUGCGCUGUAAAAAGCAAUGAAGAUGUGCUCUCUCAUGAAUCCUGCAUCAACAAUGCAAACUGCAUGGCUGUGAAUUACGUCAGCAGAAGAAUCUGUGCCCUGGAAGGUUCCUCUGUGAACAUUACAAGUCAAUACUUGAGCCAUUCCGUCUAUAAGUAUAAAUCGUGGUAUAAAGUAAAGCUUGGUGGUGAGGAGGAUGACUGUGAGGUCUUUGAAGAAGCUACAGGCCGUGUGAAGUAUUAUGACAGCAUGAAAAACGAGCAUACACUGAGAAUUAAUGAUGUGAAGAGGAAUGACUCGGCUGAAUACUCAUUCAGACUUGCAAACUAUAUUGAUCACUGUAAUUUACCUGGAGUGAUGUUAGUUGUCACAGGUGUGAAAGUGACCGUGAGUCCUUCUGCAGUGGUGACAGAGGGUCAGAGAGUCACACUGACCUGCAGUACCAGCUGUCCUCUGACUGACAACACAAACUACAUUUGGUACUUGAACAGUCGACCAGUCGGCCACCAAACUAAGCAUCUGAUCCUGGAUCCAGUCAGCAGGGAGAAUGAAGGGAACUAUUCCUGUGCUGUGAAUAGUCCUCAGAACAUUAGCUCAGCUGAGAAGGCUCUCACCGUCAAAGCUCUAGAAAAAAAAGUAGCAGGGCUGAACAUAUUGAAAAUUACUCUUUUCUCGCUGAUCCCUGCAGUUGUAUUUCUACUCUACAUGAAAACAAGGAAGAAGAAAACUGUGACUGCUACUGCUGAACAAAGUGACAGGGAACAACCUGGACAGAGGGAUCAGCUGUAUGAGUGUGUUGAACUGAAGCCUGCUGCACAGUGAAAACCAGCAGAGAAGCAGGAAGACACUGUGCAACAUCUGGUUGGGUAGCUUGUAGACUUCCUCUUCCUCUCGUGUGCAGAGCAUAAUCUGAAUACAAUCGAUCUUAUUCAUUUAGAUUCAUGCUGGCAAAAUAUGAUCUUGCAUGUGUAAAAAGACAAACAGGCCUGCAAACUUAGAGUGUGUCAAACUUGAGGCCUGUACUGCAAAGCAGGAUUUCUUCUUAUCCAGGGCAUCUUUAGCUUUGACCUUUGCUUUUCUGUACCAAUGUUAGCUUUUUAUUGGGGUACAUUGCCGUGAUAACUUAGAAACCCGUAGGUAUUAUAUCACAAUAGCAUCGCCAUUCCUAAAAGAUCCCUGGUACCCCUGGGCAGUUUCUCAACACUGUCUAAUAUCUUUGUGUUUCCCCAGUGAGCUCCAGUAAUAAAUAUAGUUCUUGGCCACAGCAUUAUUCGUUACUUUUUCCUGUCGACUCCAAACACGUUUACAACUAUUUUACUGUUCUAUAAGCAUGAAUAUGCGAUCCUAAUAAGGAACACCUGUUUGUACUUCCUGAUAUAUCAAAUUUGCAAGUAGACUAAUCCUACAUUUGAAUAGAGUUUUUAUAGUCGUUCUUUACGUGCUCUCGGAGAGUUAAGCACCACUGUGGCUGCAGAUGAUUGAAUAAAGACUAAAAUGGUUCUUUAAAUAAUAAUUUAAUUAAAUACUUGAUAAUAAGUUCCCUCGUGUCUUAAUAACAGAGCUGUGAUACUGACAAUCUGUAUCUUUGUCAGCUUUCUUGGUUUCAACUGAGCUAAACUGUAUUAAUAUAGCUGAUUUUGUCCACUCGUAUUGCUCUGCAACAGCUGUGUUACUUUCAGUCUGUAAUUUGUAUUUAACCUCUUUGUAUUUUUCCCAUAAUGUAGUUUAAUGUUGUUGUAUGAAAUCAGAUGUUCUGCUGUCCGUACACUUGAUCCAUAAUCGUGACUGGUGAAAUGCUGCCAACACCACCCCGUUCAUGUGAACACACACAUGUUAACCCUAACAUGUGCAACAUAUGUUGAGCUUGUUUUGUAUUAAAGAGCCCAGUAGGUCACAAAAAUGACAGAUAACUUUGUAUUAUCAUCUUCCUGCUUUAUAUCAUGCAGUGGUGGUGGUGAAUUUAGUGUAAUUAUCUUCGAUCUCUAUUUGAAGGCCUACUUUUCAUUAAAGAUGAUAAAUCCUGCUUUUCCUGUGAACUUUCACAUAUUAGUGAUGCUGUUAGAAAAUAAAUAGCCAGUUUUGCAUGUUGUGCUUAAAUCCUUUUCAGGUUUCAUUUUUCAUAUUUUAAUUGCCAUGAUUAUCAUUUUUAGUUUAUUAGUUUGUUUUGACUUGAUUUUGACCAUCUUUAAUUAGGACUGUGUCCCAGCCUCUGUAUGGCUUCUGUAUGGCAUCUUAACUUGACUGUUUUUAAAGGA
Molecule: messenger RNA, 3237 nt
Organism: Oreochromis aureus
Lineage: Eukaryota; Metazoa; Chordata; Actinopteri; Cichliformes; Cichlidae
Exons: 11
Coding region: 113-1804 (563 amino acids)
Source: RefSeq, a predicted model, not a curated record